CCGUCCCUCGCCUGCCGGCGGCGCCAUGUCGGUCUUCCACGAUGAGGUGGAGAUUGAGGACUUCGAGUACGACGAGGAGACCGAGACCUACAGCUACCCGUGCCCGUGCGGGGACCGCUUCCUCAUCACGCGGGAGGAUCUGGAGAACGGUGAGGAUGUGGCCACCUGCCCCAGCUGCUCCCUGAUCCUGCGCGUCAUUUACGACCAGGAACAGUUCAUGCGUGAUGAAGUCGUUGCAGAACCUUUGACAAACAAGGAGUUGAUUAAGUGCUGAUGAAUACAUCAUGAACUGUUGCUGCUUUAGAAUAAGAAAGUAUGAGGACGGCAACGGUGGAAAAAGACAUGGUUCUCCUCCUGAAGUGCUCGCUGCUGUGAGAUACAAGUGCAAUAACUGGCUGUCUUCGUAAUUUGAAUGAGAAUUUGCUGGGACAUCAGCACAUGAAUGGGCUUUGUUCAAAAAAGUUAUACAUUUAAAAAAAUAUGUAAGUUGUUAUAUGUAUUCCAGAAGACUCAAGGGUUACAAUCCUAACUGACAGCAAGUCAAUAUACAGAAGAAGUGUGCGGAGUUGUGAAAUUAUAAUGUUUAACUAGCAGUGGCUUCUUAGUGUGUGGAUUAAAACAGGCUUUGUGUGGGCAUAUACCAGUGUAUGGUAUCACAUAGAGAGCUGAAAUGUUGGGAGACAAAAUUUAGAAGUCCAUACAACAUGAUGCAAUACAAAACUACAGUUUUGACACAGCACAGUGUCACCCAGGAUGUGGCCUCAGGUGCUUCCAGUCCAUACUGAAUAUGGAGAAAAAUAAGACACCCAGAACCAAUGCUGUUGGUAAAUUAUUUUUACUACUGUAAGCACAAAGAAGGUGCAGUUGUAUUUAUAUCUGCAGUGGGGGCAACACCAGAGUUGGGGCAAAUUUGUUUCUUAAAUUGCAGUUGCUUUGAAACAGCUUUAGUAUCUUUUAUCAAAUGACUCUGAUAUAACAGCAAUACAGUUUUGUAGGUAUUGUGUGAAGUGAAACAAAAGGAUUAAAACUUUUUUUUUACCCUUGCAAAGCUAGUAAUGUACAAGUGGACCUGAACUCGAUUGUAAUUUACCCAUAGUUUUGCAACAACUUUGUGAUUUGACUGUUGCAGCAAAUAUAAAAUGGGCUGCAGUUCUUUGUGCCAUUUGUAGUAGUACAUUCGCUGAAUUUCUCAGUCUUCCUUUGUUAGGUUCUGUCACUUCGUGGAUAGGAGGUGCACACAUUUCACUUAAUACAGAGGAAUUUUUUUAGGGUAGAAAAGAGUUGCAAAAAUAUACUCCAAAGUACAUUGAUUCCAAGAGUACUUCUUGUAUUACAAGCCACUGCAUUUAAUUAUUUAAAAUUAUGGUCAUUCAUGUGUUUUAAUUGGAUUGACACCUAUGAAGUUAUAUUUGGGGAAAAAUAUUUGUGCACAAUUUAUAUAGUUAUUUUGCUCCAGGCACUAAAGAUAAGCAAGUCUUACUGAAUUCUUGCGUUUAACUAUUUUUGUUCUUACAACAUUCUGUGAAUGUUGAAGAUGAACAUUCUAAUUAUUUUUCAAAAACAAAAAAAGGAAAAAAAGAAAAAACCUACACCCUUCAGCUAGAAGUUUUGAAUGCAAGAUGAACAGCCCAAAGUGUUUUCAUGCCUAAACCAGAAGGUGGCACUCAUGUUACUUUGAUAAUCUGUGCUUCAAAAAAAGAGCUGUGGUACUUUGGUUAGCUAUAUCUUAUCAAAUAUUUAUUUUGACUAUUUAAAUAAAGAUAUUUAAAACUGCACCGAUGGU
This is a messenger RNA of Grus americana (Whooping crane), 1783 nucleotides long. RefSeq names its product diphthamide biosynthesis 3 (gene DPH3). The transcript has 3 exons. Gene Ontology annotation, biological process: protein histidyl modification to diphthamide. NCBI's taxonomy places the organism in Eukaryota, Metazoa, Chordata, Aves, Gruiformes, Gruidae. Gene Ontology annotation, molecular function: metal ion binding. The record is from RefSeq and is a predicted model, not a curated record. The coding region runs from base 26 to 274 and encodes 82 amino acids.